This is a messenger RNA of Salmo salar (Atlantic salmon), 5573 nucleotides long. RefSeq names its product toll-like receptor 3 (gene tlr3). Gene Ontology annotation, cellular component: plasma membrane. Lineage: Eukaryota; Metazoa; Chordata; Actinopteri; Salmoniformes; Salmonidae. Gene Ontology annotation, biological process: signal transduction. Gene Ontology annotation, molecular function: protein binding; signaling receptor activity. The record is from RefSeq and is a predicted model, not a curated record.
UCACGUCAACAACGAUAGUGGCCGCCAAAGAUCCAAAUGUACCCACAAACCUUGUCUCCUUGCCAGUUUCGUUUUUGAAGAAACUGAAAAUCGUCUGUGCCAGCACGUAGCCUGACGGAACAGCGCACUGCUAUAGAUAUGCGGAUCCGUGACAUUUCACUUCCACAACACUCCGCAGCCGCCCACACGGCAGCUGUUCAUGUCUCAAAGCUUUCUAUGCUUCCUCGGAUUUACUGUGUAUAUAACUCUGCAACUUUUACGUUCAAAAUGACUGACGAUCACCACUCUCCGUCUCAAUAAACGACAGCUGUUUUUAUAAAAAGCUGUUAAACCACCUGAAGCUAUGAAUUGGCCAGAUAUAAUCCUCAUUCUAUUGGCUGUCAAUCUGGGUGACCUCAUCACUGGCCCUACCCUAUGCCACGCCUCUCAAAAGCAUCAGAAAUCCGAAUGCCAGGUGCGAAACGGCUGGGCCGACUGCAGACACCUCCGCCUCAAGGAGAUCCCUCCUAACCUGCCCUGGAAUAUCACCGGCCUGGAUGUCUCCCACAACAGGCUGGUGGAGCUACCCCCAGCAUCGCUGGCCACGUACCCAGGGCUUGUGCACCUGGACGUGGGCUUCAACAGCCUCACCAAGCUGGAGGACAGCCUGUGUCAGACCCUGGGCCUGCUGAGGACACUGACCGUGCAGCACAACGAGGUACAUGGGCUGACGGAGGAGGACCUGAGCAACUGCACCAAUCUGACAGAGCUUAACCUGGCUGGCAACAGGUUGAAGCUACGGGGAGACCCCUUUGCUGCCCUACAGAGUCUGACACUGCUGGACGUGUCCAAAAAUGACCUGAAGACAGCCAAGUUGGGCACCCGCCUUCAGCUUCCCAGCCUGGUGACUCUCAUCUUGUCUAGCAACAGCAUAUCAACCAUCAAAAAGGAUGACUUCUCUUUUCUCAGAAAUUCCUCAUCCCUACGAGUCCUUCACCUGUCGGAUCUAAUAACUCAAGCAAAGUUUGAGCCUGAUUGCUUGAAGCCCAUUGCAAGCAUAUAUGAGUUAGUCAUGAAUGGGAGCAAACUUGGCCCUUCACUCACAUCUAAACUUUGCACAGAGCUUUCUGGGACAGCGAUCCGCAGCCUCUCCCUCCAGAAGACACAGCUAGUUACACUAGACAACACCACCUUCAAAGGCCUGGGGAAGACCCACCUCACUACUUUGGAUCUAUCCCACAACAGCAUAGCUAAGAUCGGGGACGGUUCUUUCCAGUGGCUGCCCAUGCUGGAAGUUCUUUCUCUAGAGCAGAACAACCUCAAGCACCUGACUAAGAACACUUUCCACGGGCUGGGGAAUCUGACACGGCUCAACCUGAAUAUGGCGCUGGUGAAGAGUCGCACUUCUUCUUACCCUAUUAUCGAUGACUUCUCCUUCCAGCCACUAGGAGCACUGGAGAGCCUGAGCAUGGAGAAUACUGCCUUUCGAAACAUCUCAGUGUUCACCUUUGCGGGUUUGAUGAGUCUCCGCCAACUCCACCUGAGCGGGACCAGCUGCAUGGCGCUCAGAAUCAUCACCAACCAGACCUUUGUGUCCCUCGCAGAUUCACCACUUCUUACGCUAAAGCUUACACGCACAGCAAUCUCCCGUCUAGACCCUGGAGCCUUCUCCAGCCUGGGCAAUCUCACCACCCUUCUGCUGGGCAACAACUCCAUCUCCCAGACCCUGACGGGGAAAGAGUUCCAGGGUUUGGGCCAGCUACAGGAGAUCUACCUCUCUAACGGCAACCAGAAGCUCAUCCUCAGCCCUAUGUCCUUCGUCCAUGUGCCCGCUCUCAGGACUCUGAUGCUGGGGAGAGCUCUGACCAGCACCCAGUAUAUGAAUACCUCUCCUUUCAAGCCUCUGUCCAACCUCACCAUCCUGGACCUCAGCAACAACAACAUCGCCAACAUCAAAAUUGAUCUUCUGGACGGACUAGAGAAUCUGAAGGUGCUGAAGCUUCAGCACAACAACUUGGCCCGGCUGUGGAAGAGUGCCAACCCGGGUGGGCCGGUGCUGUUUCUUAGGGGGCUCCGCAGCCUUGUUGCCCUGGAGAUGGACUUCAACGGUCUGGAUGAGAUCCCUGAGGAGGCCCUUCAUGGAUUAACCAACCUUCAAGAGCUCAGCCUCAGUGGGAACAUCCUGAACCAACUCAAGGACUCAGUCUUCAACGACUUGGGGUCACUCCGGGUGCUUCGGCUCCAGAAGAACCUAAUCACGUCAGUGAGGAAGGAAGUGUUUGGGCCGGCAUUGGCCAACCUCAGCCAGCUGGUCAUGGAGAAGAACCCGUUCGACUGCACCUGCGAGAGCAUCCUGUGGUUUGUGGCGUGGCUGAACGGAACAAACGCCAGUGUGCCGGGCAUCAGGGAUGAGUAUGUGUGCAACACGCCGCAAGCCUACUACAACCGCUCGAUCAUGGAGUUCGACAGGCUCUCCUGCCUGGACAUGACACCAUUCCAGGCGCUCUACGUGCUCACCAGCACUGCGGUCCUGACCUUAAUGGUGACCUCACUCCUAGUGCGCUUCCAGGGUUGGAGGAUUCAGUUCUACUGGAACGUUCUGAUCAACCGUACGCUCGGAUUGAGCGAUGCCAGUUCCAGGGAGGGGAGAGAGUUCAACUAUGACGCGUUCGUCAUUCAUGCUGCAAAGGAUAAAACCUGGGUGGAACGAAGCUUGCUCCCCAUAGAGGACGAACAGGGGUAUAGAUUUUAUUUGCUGGAUCGAGAUGCAGUGCCAGGUGAUUUGCGACUGGGGUCCAUUGUGGAGAAUAUGAGAAGGUCCAGGAAAAUACUAUUUGUGGUCACCGAAACUCUUCUCGAAGACUCCAUGUGUCGACAGUUCAUGGCCCACCAUGCCCUGCACCAGGUGAUUGAGGACAGCCGGGACUCGGUGGUGCUGGUCUUCCUGGAGGACGUGCAGGACUACAAGUUGUCUCGCUGUCUGCUCCUGCGCAGGGGCAUGCUUCGUCCACAUUGCCUCCUCAACUGGCCACUGCAAAGGGAGAGGGUGCCCGCCUUCCACCAGAGGCUCCGCAUCGCCCUGGGCACCACCAACCGAGUGCAGUAACUUUCUCCAUGCCAUUAUGCUUAGAAGUGUACUGAAAAUUUGACUUAAGCCAAAUCAGAUAUAUUGGUCACGUACUCAUUUUCCAGAUGUUAUCACAGGUUCAGCAAAAUGCUUAUGUUUCUAGCUCCAACAGUGCAGUAAUACCUAGCAAUACAAACUAAUCCCCAAAAUGUAAAGAAAGAAAUGUCAGAGUUUGGAAUAUGAAUAUAUACUGUAUGUAUUUGAUGGUGUGUAUAGACAGUAUGGACACUAUAUGAAUAGAAAAGGUGUGCACAGCAGUAGUUCUAUUGGAUAAGCCUUGACUUGAAUACAGUGUGUACUAUACAUAUGAAGUGUGUAAAACAGGAUGUAAACAUUAUCAUAGCAACCAGUGUACAAUUACUUUGUACAUAUGGCGGUAGCCUGCUAGUAACAGUGACUAAAGUUCAGGGCGGGGUACUGGGCUGAGGACGGCUAGUGGUGACUGUUUAACAGUCUGAAGGCAUGGAGAUAGAAGCUGUUUAUCAGUCUCUCGGUUUUGAUGCACCUGUACGGUCUCUGCCUUCUAGAUGGUAGAGGGGUGAACAGGCCGUGGCUCGGGUGGCUGAGGUCCUUGAUGAUCUUCUUGGCCUUCCUGUGACACCAGGUGCUGUAGAUGUCCUGUAGGGCAGGCAGUGUGCCCCCCAGGACAUCUGACCGCACCACCCUCUGGAGAGCCCUGCGCUUGCGGACGGUGUUAUUACGUUUAUGUAAUACGUGGCUAUAUUUCUUAAAUAAUGACAGUGGGUGUGGAAAGUGUGCAAAACUGUUGCUCUCAUUGUAUGGUUCAGAGUAAAGUUAACGGGGUGCACUACUGUUGCUUUCAUUCAGUGGCUAAGAUUUUAAGGAAGUGUACUUGAAAGUACAAUACUGUAGGUUUCAAACAAUGGUCGAGGAUACAAGGAAGUGUACACUAGAAAGUGUGCAAUAUUGCAAGUCUCAUUUAACCGCUGAACGACAAAGUGGACCUGAUGGGCUAAGUGGCACAGUUUCAGUAGCCGAGUGACGUGAAAAAAGUAAAAUCUAAGCAAGCCAAAAUAUCUUAUAAUACUGAGUGAUUGAUAAAACAUUUUGGGUUUUUUCUUACCAAGCUAAAUUAUCAAACUUCAUUUAGCUUGGUAAGAGAAAACACAUAUCACUAAUUGUAAGUGAAUUAUCAGUCAAUAUAAGAUAUUUAGGCUUGCUUAGAUUGAACUUUUUGCAGUGUGGAUUUGGAAAUGAGACAUAUCUUAGACCUAGCGCUCAUUUGUACAGGUGACAUUUGACUAAAUGGACCCAGCAUGUUUUUGCACUAUACUGUACAGUACAUGGUGUCUCUUGCCACACUGUUUCAUGGAAUUGUAUGUUUGUUGUAACUACCGUUUUUAUAGCACAGUCUAUUUUUAACCCUUGAAUUUGGUUAUAUGAUCGUCAAGCCCAUUCAAAAGAUUAGGGGACAGGACCAGGAAGUAUGACGUAGGACAAUGUCACUUGUACAGCGUAUUGGCAGUUAAAAAUUGGGUAAGCACAGAAACUCUUGGUUCAUUUGAUGUAGAACAGGGGUAGGCAACUAGAUCGGGGGGCCGGAACAUACAGUAAUUAUAAUGUAUACACUGCAAAUUGACCACAUCUAAGCCCAAAAAGUGAUUUGUAUUUGAAAAGAACAAUUUUAUAUGUUGAUUACAUUGAGACACGAUCAGGUCUCUUUUUAAAAAAAAUAUUCAUAGGAAUACUUGGGAACAGAUUUCCUAAAUUAAACACAUGUUUAGCUGAAUUCUUGACUUCAGUCUUUUUUGACCGAAAACAAAAAAAUUAUAACUUUGGGGGACCCCAAAAAAAACACUUCAAGGACGGUUUUUGCUCGCGGGUUGUCUAUUGCCGACCCCGAUGUAGAAGGUAUUGGCCAUGUUUGAGAGCAUCAAUUCUGCUCAGUCGCUGAUCAUUGACUGAUCUACAAAUCAUAAUGAGUAGUUAUUUACAAGGUAAUUUGCAGAUCACUGACAGAGUAGAUCACUGACUUAACAAAAUGCUUUAAAAUGUGGUUUCAUGGUCAAUUACAGUAGGGUUAUUUUACAGCAUUACUUUAGUAUUGCUAGCAGGAGUAUUACAACUACACUGUAAAAUAACCCACUAUUGCACACAUUAACCAUGUAAUGUUCUCUUCAUAACUGAAAUGUCAGAUUAAUUUAGAACUUUAACAAACCUACAUAUUCUUAUUUUUCCACUGUGGGAACUGCUUUAAUUAGGUCAUUUCAGGUUAAGGGUUUGGGACAACUCUAUAUUAAAUAUUUGUUUCAGGACUUUUGUACACUUACUUGAAAGUUAGAAUUUUGUUUAAUAGUGUAUGGUUCAACAAAAAUGUCUGUAUUUGUCUCAUGACACCUAGUGUUGAUUUGAGUAAACUGCAAGUAUAUUUGAACACAUUCUGUUUUUUCCAUCAGUAUGCUGUUCAGCAUGUCUUUAAAGUUUUCAGUAAAGUUGGAUUCUGACA